GACAAUUGAUUUAUCAGUCAAAUUUAAACUAAUGCCUGCUUAUUAUUAAAAAUUAGAAUUCUGUGACAAAAUUAUCCGAAAUCGGCGUUCGCUGGAUAUUUUGAUAGUCAGAACGACCACAAUAACUGGUGAUUAAUACCAAACUAUAGCGCCAAGAUGUCAGAUCGUAAGGCAGUCAUCAAAAAUGCGGAUAUGAGCGAGGAGAUGCAGCAGGAUGCUGUGGAUUGUGCUACUCAGGCCCUGGAGAAGUACAACAUUGAAAAGGACAUUGCGGCCUACAUCAAGAAGGAGUUCGACAAGAAGUACAAUCCCACCUGGCAUUGCAUUGUCGGACGCAACUUUGGAUCGUAUGUAACACAUGAGACGCGCCACUUCAUCUACUUUUACCUGGGACAGGUGGCCAUAUUGUUAUUCAAGAGCGGUUAACUUAGCCCCCAAUUCUACACACACUCCAAUACACACACACACAGCACACACACACGAAACAUUUGCAGUUCGCCUUUUUCGUUGUUGUAGCCCCUUCUCCAUCCACUUUCCAUAUCAACAACACACCAAGAACUCUGAUUUGAAAUGGCACACUGUUAGAAUCUUCUAUAUCUUGCAACACUGAGCAAAUGGAGUGGCAUGACGCUGUAUAAAACCGAUUCACUCAAGCAACCCACACUUACAAUCGCGUUUAUUAAAUUUACAUUAGUUUUCAAUUCACACAACUUUCGAAAUGGAUUAAAUCAAUUACAUCAG
This is a messenger RNA of Drosophila novamexicana, 741 nucleotides long. RefSeq names its product dynein light chain 1, cytoplasmic. The record is from RefSeq and is a predicted model, not a curated record. Lineage: Eukaryota; Metazoa; Arthropoda; Insecta; Diptera; Drosophilidae. The coding region runs from base 157 to 426 and encodes 89 amino acids. Gene Ontology annotation, biological process: microtubule-based process; cilium assembly. The transcript is spliced from 2 exons. Gene Ontology annotation, cellular component: cytoplasmic dynein complex. Gene Ontology annotation, molecular function: dynein light intermediate chain binding; dynein intermediate chain binding.